AUGGAUUUUUCAAUGGAGAGCUCUCAAGGUUUUAACAAGGAUCAAGAUAGUCAAAAGUUCAAUGAGGAAAAGCCAUCCUACAACCUAACUUUUGAUCAGCAAGGGCAACUUGAAGCAUUUUUCGAGCGGUGCCCAAAUCCAGACGAAACCCAGAGAGAUCAAUUAGCCAAGGAGCUUGAGCUUGAGCCGAAACAAAUAAAGUAUUGGUUUCAGAACAAGAGAACUGAAACAAAGAUGUCUCUCCCUGCGUCACAGGCUCCUACCCUUGAAGAGGUGAACCAAGAGAACAAUAAUUGUGAUUCUGAUCAAGCUGAUGCAACUUUGAAUGACAAUGGAAUCUGCGACCCAAUGAGUGGAAGUGAAGAAUCUCCAGAGAUGGAAAAGGCACAGAUAUUAAAGGUUGCAACUGCUGCUAUGGAAGAACUCCUUAGGCUUACGAGUGAACCCUUUUUAUGGGCCAAGUCUUCAGAUGAUGUAGGAUUUGUGCUCAUUCGUGAAAGAUAUGCAAAAAUGUUUCCCAAGGUUAACGAUAGUUUGGAAGGUCCAGAUACUCAUGAAGAGUCUUCAAGAGAUUCAAAAAUAGUGAGGAUUGGUGCGAUGCAAUUGGUUGAAAUGUUUUUAGAUUCGGACAAAUGGGUCAAUUAUUUCACACCAAUCGUUUCAAAAGCAGAAACAGUCGAAGUGCUUGAUGCUGGUUCGUUAACAAAUCGAAAUGGAGCCAUGCAAGUGAUGUACGAAGAAAUGCACAUUCUUUCACCUCUAUUGCCAUCUCGGACAUUCUUCUUCCUUCGUUAUUGUCAAGUAGUUGGUGUUGGCGUAUGGGCAAUAGCUGAUGUGUCACUUGAUUCCUUUGGAGGGCACGUUCCUCAUUGUUCUGCUAGGAGGCUUCCCUCUGGGUGCAUCAUCCAUCAACUACCAAAUGGGUCUUCCAUGGUUACUUGGGUUGAACAUGUGAAAGUGAACGAUAGGAUGCAAACAAGCCCCCUCUAUAGAGAUCUUCUUUGUAACAAUAUUGCGUAUGGAGCAAAACGGUGGCUUUUGGCACUUCAAAGAACGUGUGAGAGGUUUGCAUGCACUUCAUCAAUUGAAAAUUCACCCAUUCAUGAUGCUGAAAGAGCGAUAAUGUCAAUUGAAGGAAGGAAGUGUGUCAUUAACCUCUCUAAUCGAAUGGUUCAAAGCUUUUGUAAAAUUUUGAAAUCACGAAAACAGGAUUCUACACCAUUUCUUGAGGAAAACAAGAACGAGAUUAAGGUUUCCAUUCGCAUGAACACAACACCAGGCCAACCGCAUGGCUUUGUUGCCACUGCUAUUACUUCCAUUUCGCUUCCUGUCCCUCCUCAUAAUAUUUUUCGCUUCCUCAAUAGUACGAAAAGACGACACAAGUGGGAUGUUCUUUGCUGUGAAAAUCGAGCGGCUGAGAUUGCGUACAUCUCAAUUGGUGGAGCUAAUGCUGCUAAUCAUAUUUCAUUUAUUCAGACUCUCAAUGCAAGAGAGAGCAACGUGCUGGUUUUUCAAGAAAGUUACAUAGAUUCUCUGGGAUCAUAUGUUGUGUAUGCUCCAAUUGAUGUAACAAAUGCAAGAAGGAUUGUAAAUGGAGAGGGCUCAAUGGUACAUAUUCUGCCUUCAGGCUUUCUAAUAUCAGGAGAUGGUCGUGAAGUUGCUGAAACUUCUAAUGGUGGAAAUGCCAAUCGAUCACGAGGCUCGUUGUUAACUAUUGGUUACCAAAUACUGAUUUCAAGCAAACCAAAAACUCGACACCAAAAUAUGGAAACUAUGGAACUUACCAGUCGACUAGUCAUCUCAAUAGUUGAAAAGAUUAAGAAUGCUCUCAAAUGUUCCGAUUAG
Messenger RNA from Abrus precatorius (Indian licorice), 1845 nucleotides. RefSeq names its product homeobox-leucine zipper protein HDG9-like. NCBI's taxonomy places the organism in Eukaryota, Viridiplantae, Streptophyta, Magnoliopsida, Fabales, Fabaceae. The transcript has 9 exons. The coding region runs from base 1 to 1845 and encodes 614 amino acids. The record is from RefSeq and is a predicted model, not a curated record. Gene Ontology annotation, molecular function: DNA binding; lipid binding.